AUGAACUGUGAUGUUGGGAACAUUUCCAGAAAUGCGUCACUUGCCUCAAUUGUCUGCGCACAAAUCGUGAAAUCCCAUGCCUCAUUGCUCCAUUGUUGGCAGCAAUCACUCAUAAUUCGCGUUGUCAUGAGCUCUAGCUCAAAGCGUCUGCAGCAACCGGACUUUGGUGACACAAAAACGCACGGACGGACUCACAUUUGCUGCCGACCAAUGAAGCGGCUAUUCGAGCGAAAAGGGCAUGGCGACCCCGGUCCGAAGGGGGCACUCGGUCUGCCCGGCGAGCCGGGCAUGGCCGGCAAGAUGGGCAACUUCGGCUCGGUCGGGCUGAAAGGGGAGCAGGGCGGCGACGGUCUGUCCGGCGAGCCCGGGCCCCCGGGGCCGCUGGGCCCGGCCGGGAGUCCGGGCAGUCCCGGUCCGCCGGGCGUGUCCGGCGAGGCGGGGCCGCGAGGCGACACCGGCGACCGAGGCCUGCAGGGCGCGAGGGGACUCCGCGGCGCCAGAGGCGAGGCCGGCUCGUCCGGGGCUCAGGGUCAGGACGGCGCGAAAGGACCGUUCGGCGAGCAGGUGAGCAUUCGUCCAGUCUCACAAUUCGCUUGUCUCCUCAUCCCAAAUGCUCGCUUAUUUAUUGCUUUUAUAUUCAUCACACUACUUUCACUUUUUAAGUAA
This is a messenger RNA of Protopolystoma xenopodis, 666 nucleotides long. The record is from the annotation of a GenBank genome assembly. NCBI's taxonomy places the organism in Eukaryota, Metazoa, Platyhelminthes, Monogenea, Polystomatidea, Polystomatidae.